AUGAGGAAGGAGUACGUUUGUUUUAAAGAAGGGGAGAGAAAAAAUUCUAAGGCCACUAUACGACGUCGGGGUUUAACUAGAGAGAAAUGUGGUGCAAAACUUGCUAUCGUAAGAAAAGGUGAAGUGUUUGUUGUAUCAAAAUUUGUCGAGGGUCAUAACCAUGAGCUUACAACGCCAAGAAAGGUGCAUUUAUUAAAAUCUCAUCGCCGAGUAUCUGCCGCACAAAAAGCUUUAACGCAACAAUUAUCUGCUGCUAAUGUGCCAACUUGCCAACAAAUGACACGAGAUCUUUACAAUGAUAAAAGAGAUAGGAAGAAUGUAGUACAUGGUCAUGAUGCGAACAUUUUGUAUGAGCAUUUCGAGAUGGAACAACAAAAGAAUCUGGGCUUUAGGUUCACAUUUGAGAGAGAUGAUAAGGAUAAAAUGAUUCAUUGUUUUUGGGCAGAUGUGACAUCUAGAAAGCAGACAACACUUCUUGGGUGUGCGUUCUUAAAUGAUGAAAAAACUGAUUCGUUUGUGUGGCUCUUCAAUGAAUGGUUAAAAGCGAUGCCAGGUGGACCACCCAAAAUGAUCAUAACUGAUCAAGAUCCGGCAAUGACAAGAGCAAUUGCUUCUGCUCUUCCAAAUACAUUUCAUCGAUAUUGUAUUUGGCACAUUGUGAGCAAAUUUUCUGAAAAAUUGGGUGCACUGUCAUAUAAAGAACAUUAUGAUGAGUUGAAGAAUUGUAUAUGGAAUUCUGAAACACCUGGAGAGUUCGAUGCAAGAUGGGCAACUAUUGUAGGAAACUCUAAGUUGUCUAGUAAUAAAUGGUUGCAGGACAUGUAUGAAAUUCGUGAUAGAUGGGUUCCCGCAUAUACGAACCACAUGUUUUCUGCCCACAUGACUAGUAGUCAACGGGCUGAAAUUUCUCAUUCGUUUUUCAAGAGGUAUGUGUCCAAAGAAAAUUCAAUGAUGAAUUUUGUGACGCGAUUCAAUAGGGCACUUGCCAAAGUCCGACAUAAUGAAUUGAAUUUGGACCAUAAAGAUGUAAAUGAGAAGCCUCUCUUGAAAACCUUGUGGGCAAUGGAAAAGAAAAUGAGUGAAAUAUAUACACGGAGCAUAUUUGAGAGGUUUCAAGAGGAGAUCUUUCAAAUUAAUGCGUAUGUGGUUACGUUCAUACGCGAGAAUGAACAUUGCUGUUUGUGGAAUGUUCAGAGAGAAGAAACAGAAGGUGCGAGAACCCGUGAGAUUUCGGUGGAUAAGUCAUCCAACCUUGUGAGUUGUAGCUGUAAGUUGUUUGAAUUUGAUGGAAUUCCAUGUCGGCACUUGUUGGCGUACCUUUUUAGAAUGCAAAUUAGGGAACUCCCUAGUGAAUACAUCUUGCAUAGGUGGACGAAAACAGCAAAAGCGGGCAGGGUGAUGGAUGACUUAGGUAGUGGUGUGAAAGAAAUAUGGAACAGUUCACUUCUUGUGAGGCGACAAGGUCUCUUCCAACUUGCUUGUACAGUUAUCGAUGAUGCUGUAUUAGAUGAAGAAAAAAGUGAAAUUGUGCGAGAAGCUUUGGAAUCUAGUCAAAUGAAGAUUGCAUUGAUGAGGAGUUCUCGCCAAGAUGGUUCAACGAAUCGUAUCCAAGUGCCGCCUUCUCUCGGAAGCCAACAUAGUUUGAAAGAACCACUUCAAGUUAGGGCAAAGGGUUGUGGUAAGCAUUUGAAAGGAGGAAAAGAGAAGGCCGUCAACAAGAUGAGGAAAUGUAAUGGUUGUGGGUUAACGGGACAAUCGCAUGACAAAAGGAAUUGUCCAAAACUUAUGAACAUGUCUUCACAAGAUGUUAGGUUGAGUGAUGACGAGGAUGAUGACACUGAUGACGUUGACGAUGAGUGUAAGUGUUUGUGA
Molecule: messenger RNA, 1872 nt
Organism: Rhododendron vialii
Lineage: Eukaryota; Viridiplantae; Streptophyta; Magnoliopsida; Ericales; Ericaceae
Product: protein FAR1-RELATED SEQUENCE 5-like
Exons: 4
Coding region: 1-1872 (623 amino acids)
Biological process (GO): regulation of DNA-templated transcription
Molecular function (GO): zinc ion binding
Source: RefSeq, a predicted model, not a curated record